Molecule: messenger RNA, 690 nt
Organism: Pygocentrus nattereri (red-bellied piranha)
Lineage: Eukaryota; Metazoa; Chordata; Actinopteri; Characiformes; Serrasalmidae
Product: claudin-23-like
Exons: 1
Coding region: 7-690 (227 amino acids)
Biological process (GO): cell adhesion; bicellular tight junction assembly
Cellular component (GO): bicellular tight junction; plasma membrane
Molecular function (GO): structural molecule activity
Source: RefSeq, a predicted model, not a curated record
UCCACCAUGCGACCAUCAAAAUUAGUAAUGUAUGGACUGGUCUUGGCAAUUUGUGGCUGGAUUUUGAACCUGACCAGCACAACAUCACCUAACUGGCGUACUGUCCGUAACAUCACUGGAGAGCAACCUGAUCUGGUGCUACAACAAGGCAUAUGGGACAUCUGCUGGAACAUAAUGAAAAAAGGACAGAAGGACUUGCUUUGUACCCGCCAGGACCAAGACUACUUCAACAGCCAAAUCAUUGAGGUUGCGCAGUGGAUGACGGUGGCAUCUCUGGGUGCCACUGUGGUCGGUCUUAUUGUAGUUCUCGGAGCUCACGGUUGGAUAGAAAAAAUGAGAUGGUUGAUAGCUGGUCUUGGAGGAUUUAUAGUCAUCUGUUCAGGGGUGGCAGCCAUCAUUCCCACUGCAUGGUAUGCUUAUUUACUGACUGACAUUCCCUCUCCGUCCACCAACAUCAGUUUGGGACACUGCAUAGUUCUGGGAUGUGUCGGUGGGUUCAUGGAAGUCCUGAGUGGAUUUAUCAUCUUUGUUGGACUUUGCAGAGGCUCUUGCAACCAAGAACACAAAGAGAGACGUGAAAACACUGCUCCAGAUUCCAUACGUAACCCAUUUCCCUUUAGGAAGAUCUCAAAAGAGAGCAAUGUUCCAUAUGUUAGAGAUUCACUGAGGGAUGAUGAUGAUGCUUUGUGA